AGUAAAAGAAACCAAGAUGGCGGGUCGUAAGGUCUCUCAAUCAAAUCAAGAACUAUGGCUUAUGGCAAAGAAUUGGCUUGCGAGUACUAAUAUUCUUCCUCCUGGUCAUAAAUGUUACGAUCAACAUCCAUCUGUUUUCGAACUUGCGCACUCGCUGAGAGAUGGAGUUGCUUUAUGUCAAGUUGCUAACUGUUUACGUCCAUUUUCAGUUCGUGAUAUAAAUCUUAAACCUCAAUUGUCACCGUUUCUUUGUUUAAAGAAUAUUAGAGCUUUUCUUCACGCUUGUGUGAAUCAUUUUGGACUAAAAGAAAGCAUACUUUUUGAUGCUCAUGAUUUGUAUGAUGUUUCUGACUUUGGAAAGGUUGUAAUGACUUUGAGUAAUUUAUCAAAAUGCAAAGAUGCAAUUAAUGCUGGAUUAACCCCAUUUCCAAAUGACAAAGCAUCAUUCUUUAAUAACCAUUACACAGAUGAAGAUAUUUACGGCAAUCUUGAAGAAAUAGCUCUGACAAAGGAUGUUGCUGAGGAAAAUGUUUAUGAUGCUGUAACAAUUGAUGAUGAAUCUAAAAUAUAUGAAGACAUUGUAUCAAUAAAGAAAAGCUUAGGUCGACAUCAGAGUAAGUCAAAAGCUGAUGAGAAAAGGUCGUAUGUUAUUGAUGAAUUGCUUGGUACAGAAAAAAAUUAUGUUGAAGCUUUGACAUCAAUGAAAGAUAACUUUAUUGUACCACUAUCGGAUGUUUUAUCUCCAGAAGAUUUGAAAAAAAUAUUCAUAAAUAUAUUGGAUCUCUUAGCGAUGCAUCUAUUAUUUUUGGACAAGCUCAAGAAGGCUUGUGCUGUUGUUGAAAAUGUUGGCAGUACCAUUAGUAACUGUUUUCUUGUAGAUAAAGAUAAUUUUUUGGAGUAUGGCAAAUAUUGUAGACAAAUGCAAGCUGCACAAAACCAUGUGGACAAACUCAGUGAAACAGAUUCAGUUAUGAGAGAACGUUUUCAACAAUGUUGUAAUAACGCAAAUGGAGGAAAGUUUACUCUCAGAUCUCUUCUUGUCGUUCCCAUGCAAAGAGUUUUGAAAUAUCCUCUUUUGCUUCGAGAAUUGAUCAAACAAUCCAAAGCGCACAACCGUGAUAAGUCUUCCCUUGAGAAAGCACUUGCUGCUAUGCAAGACGUCGCUCACUACAUCAACGCUGUUAAACGUGACGAUGAAAGCACAAAUGCUGUGACACAGAUUCAAUCUUCCUUGAUUUGUGACAAAGAUGCUCCUUUAAAUUUAAUCGACUUUGGACUGCGUGUGAAAGAUGGAGAUAUGCAAAUCAAAACCAAUGAAGAUCGAAACCUAAAGAAAAGAUACGCAUUUUUGUUUGAUCGUGUUCUUUUGUUGUGUAAAGUCAGGGGCGAGCAGUAUGAUCACAAAGAAACAUUAUAUCUUAAUCAUUACAAUGUUAGCGUAUCAGUAACAAGUACUGGUCGAGGAAAGUUUGUCCAUGGUUGGACGAUGAACGGAAAUUCACCAGAAGCUGGUAGAGGAUUUUAUGAAAUGUUUACGAAAACAGAAGAUAUGAAGAACAAAUGGGUUGAAGAUAUUCAAAGAACAAUAAGCAAUCUGACGCUUGCUGACUAUAAUCUUGGAAAUCAUCGAUUUGAACUAACAACGUUUGCUCUACCUACGUAUUGUUCUGUCUGUAAGAAUCUUCUUUGGGGUCUCAUCAACCAAGGUUACACUUGCAAACUAUGCAACCUUGUAUGUCAUAAAGAUUGUAUUGAAAAAGCUCCUCUCUGUACACAUUUUAAACAUCAGAGAGGUAGUUUAAGGAAACAAACGUCAGAACUUAUUCACCCAAGCAGUCCUCCACUUCCACCCAGACCAAGAAAUAACACUGAUGCACCUGUACCCUCUUGGAGUCCAUCGACAGUUAUAUCUAUCACGAGGUUUAACGGUUGGGCACCCCCCGGGAAACAGGAGACUUUGAACUUUGAAGCAGGAGAGGAAAUCGAUGUUUUAACGACGAAUGAUCCUGAAUGGUGGGAGGGUAGGUCGAAGAAGACUGGAAAAGUAGGAUAUUUCCCAAGAAAUCACGUUAAAUUACUUGAAUCUCGUAAAAUAGCUCAGGAAUCUGAAGUCUUCUUCAUACGUAAUAAGAAACGUCAUACGUUGUCGCUGUCCAGUAUUAAGGAGGUCAAGGGCUCUUUUGAGCUAUCGAAGCAUUUAACUGUCCAUAAAAACGAUGAGCAUAACGUUUUCAAAGAUGUCACGAAGUAUGAAAAUACUCCAACCUCAAAUGGUGGAAACGCUAUUAUUGAUGCCGACGAUGAUUUGAUAACUUAUAAAUGGUUUGUCGGGAAAAAGGGCAGAGAUGAAGCUAACGGAUUAUUGGAAAGAACAAUUGAUGGUAGUUUUUUAGUUCGGGAAAGUACUAAUGAUCGUGGACAAUAUGCAUUGAGUUUAAAUUAUAGAUCCAGCAUAAAGCACAUCAAGAUUGUUGUUGCUAAUGGAAUGUUCUGUCUUACUGGACUUAAACUAUUUUCUUCAAUACCAAGUUUAGUGGACUACUAUCGGAACAAUACCCUUGGUGUCAGUUUUCCUGGUUUAGACACGUGUUUAACACGUGGCGUGAAUGAAGGAAGGAGAGAAUCCAACAGACACAUUAUUGAUGUUGCUAUAGCAAAAUAUGGUUACAAUGCAAAGGAUCCCAGGGAAAUUUCUUUGAAAAAACACAGUCGUGUUUCGAUCAUUAACAAGGAUGGUGAUUGGUGGAAAGGCAUGAACGAAGAUGGUCAGGUUGGAUAUUUUCCUUCAAAUUUCAUUGAAUCAACAAAAACCUGACAUAGAACGAAAUUACUCACGAGUCUCAAGAUAACGCGAAACCAAACUACAGAGAACGAACGACCAUGUUCGUCCUAAAGCUCUCGUAUAAAUAUCUCAAAUAAAUCCAGUUUUUAUGCAUUGUAUUUAUAGAAUGGCUAGUUUUUAUGAAGUUAAAAUUGUUUUUAAUGCUUUAACGUCGAAGUUGUCGAGAGCAAAGAUCAUUGGCAAUUCAAUGAUCCUCGACAUUCAUGAUUUAAUCCUGUAUAAAACUUAGUGAUCGCACUUGUUUGCCAUGGAUAAUAUAGACAAUAAUGGAUAUUCAUAUUUGACUCUGCACAAAAAGUACUAAAUGAUUAUUUGUUUGCUGGUGCUAGAAUUUUAAUGAUUGAAAUAGAAUAUGAUGUUUGUAAAUAGAUAAAUUUCACUUCAGACUACAAAGAAACAUAAAUAUUUCCUGACGCCAUUA
Molecule: messenger RNA, 3263 nt
Organism: Xenia sp. Carnegie-2017
Lineage: Eukaryota; Metazoa; Cnidaria; Anthozoa; Malacalcyonacea; Xeniidae
Product: proto-oncogene vav-like
Exons: 33
Coding region: 17-2815 (932 amino acids)
Biological process (GO): intracellular signal transduction; cell migration; regulation of GTPase activity
Cellular component (GO): cytoplasm
Molecular function (GO): protein binding; guanyl-nucleotide exchange factor activity
Source: RefSeq, a predicted model, not a curated record